Polypterus senegalus (gray bichir) is the source of this 1677-nucleotide messenger RNA. It is a transcript of the gene mmel1, whose product is annotated as membrane metallo-endopeptidase-like 1. Gene Ontology annotation, biological process: protein processing. Gene Ontology annotation, cellular component: plasma membrane. The transcript is spliced from 17 exons. Lineage: Eukaryota; Metazoa; Chordata; Cladistia; Polypteriformes; Polypteridae. Gene Ontology annotation, molecular function: metalloendopeptidase activity. The annotation marks the transcript as partial. The record is from RefSeq and is a predicted model, not a curated record.
ACUCUCAAUGCUGUCUACCACAAGAAGGCUCUAAUUGACAUGUUUGUGUGGACAGAUGACCGCAACUCUAGUCGUCAUGUCAUCUAUAUAGACCAGCCUGGCCUGGGGAUGCCAUCCAGAGAUUAUUAUUUUAAUGAUGGCAGUUACAAGAAGGUGAGGGAUGCCUAUCUUCAGUUCAUGGUGACAAUUGCCACCAUGGUGCGUGAGGACAAGGGCCUCGAGCGAAACGACAGCUUGGUUCAGCAGGAGAUGAUGCAGGUCUUGGAGCUGGAGACAGACAUAGCCAACGCCACAGUCCCGGCAGAGGAGCGGCAUGAUGUCACCAUGCUGUAUAAGCAAAUGAGCCUAACUGAAGUUCAACAGCUCUUUCCUCUCAAUGGGUUCAACUGGCUGCACUUUAUACAGGGGGUUCUGUCCUCAGUUAAUGUGGCUGUAAAGCCUCAGGAAGAGCUCGUUGUUUAUGGUGUCCCCUACUUACAACGGCUCCAAGGAAUUCUCUCAGUCCAUUCCACCAGUACUUUGCAGAACUACUUGACAUGGCAACUGUUAAUGGACCGGGUCAGCAGUCUGAGUCGGCGUUUCAAGGAGGCUCGAGCACACUAUCGCAAGGCUCUGUAUGGAACCACGGUGGAGGAAACGCGAUGGCGAGACUGUGUGCGCUAUGUACAGAGCCAUAUGGAAAAUGCUGUGGGGGCACUUUAUGUGAGGGAGACGUUUGCAGGGCACAGCAAGCAGAUGGUUAGCAAACUGAUUGACAAAAUCCGUCAGGCCUUUGUGGAGACUCUGGAUGAGCUUCCUUGGAUGGACAAGUUGUCCAAGGAGAAGGCGCAGGAGAAGGCGAUGGCAAUCAAAGAGCAGAUUGGAUACCCAGACUACAUCCUGGAGGACACCAAUCCAAAACUUGACAUGGAGUAUGCUCAUCUUAACUUCAGUGAAGACAACUACUUUGAAAACACACUAGAGAACCUGCGGGCAGGUGCCCAGAAGAGCCUCAGAAAGUUACGUGAGCGUGUAGACCCUGAAUUGUGGAUCAUUGGUGCUGCAGUGGUGAAUGCCUUCUACUCUCCCAAUCGGAACCAGAUAGUGUUUCCUGCUGGGAUCCUGCAGCCACCUUUCUUCAGCCAAGACCAGCUGCAGGCAUUGAACUUUGGGGGCAUUGGCAUGGUUAUUGGUCAUGAGAUCACCCAUGGCUUUGAUGAUAAUGGAAGAAACUUUGACAAAGAGGGCAACAUGUUUGACUGGUGGAGCAACUUCUCUGCCAUGAACUUCAGGGACCAGUCACGCUGCAUGGUGAAUCAGUAUGGCAGCUACACAUGGAAACUGGCUGGGGGACAGAAUGUCAGUGGCAUAAGUACUCUUGGAGAAAAUAUAGCUGACAAUGGAGGAGUUCGACAGGCCUACAAGGCUUAUAUGAAGUGGAUCAAGACAGAAGGUGAAGAACCACAGCUGCCUGGCCUAAAUCUCAACUACAAGCAGCUCUUUUUUCUGAACUUUGCUCAGGUUUGGUGCGGGUCAUACAGACCAGAGUAUGCCAGCCAGUCUAUCAAGACGGACUCGCACAGUCCACUUGAGUAUAGGGUCAUUGGUUCUCUGCAAAACUUUGCGGCAUUCUCAGAAGCCUUCCACUGCAAGCUGGGCAGCACUAUGCAUCCAUAUGAGAAGUGUCGUGUAUGGUAG